Cylicocyclus nassatus is the source of this 1162-nucleotide messenger RNA. The record is from the annotation of a GenBank genome assembly. NCBI's taxonomy places the organism in Eukaryota, Metazoa, Nematoda, Chromadorea, Rhabditida, Strongylidae.
AUGCUAUUAUAUUUAGUUGUAUUCUCUAUAGGCCUUUUCCUUCCGGGCGCGACAUCCUCUGAAAAUUACAAAUCGCGGGAAUGCCCAUGUACAAUAUCCAAACUGUGGCUGGACAUCUCAUUUGCAAUAGACAAUUCUGAAAGCACAGCGGAAGGAAGCUUGAAAAACAUCGCUGCCACUGUUGGCUCCAUAUUUGGCGAUGUAAAGGUUGCACCGGGAGAUGGUUACCAUACCCGCAUUGCAUUUGCUACACAUGCGUCGACUGUGAAAGCAUUUGAUCUGGAUCACUUCACAUCCAUAGCCGAUUUGAUGAAUGAGAUUGAACUAGUGCAACCCACCGAAGCUGCACCCAAUGUUACACUGGGAUUGAUGAUUGCUGAUGCUUUGUUCAAAGGUCCCCAUGGAUUUCGACAAUAUGUGAAACCAGCUAUAUUCUUAUUCGUCACGGACUUUAGAGAAAAGGAUUUCAACAAUACAAAAAACUUGGCAUCGACUGUUCGGCAAACUGGAACAGAAAUCAUUAUUGUGACAUUUGGGCUAACAGAUCCUACCAAGAUCGAAGCGCUAAAAGAAGUGGCAUCUCCUGGGCUUCUCUUCAGCAGCACAACAGAUGAUUUGAGUCGUAGAAUCCAGCAAAAGCUAUGCGAUAUUAACUGCUUCUGUAAAACGCAAUGGCAUCAGCUGAAAAGCGGUGAUGGAGAUUCCGCCGUAAAAUAUGGCGAAUGUCUAAAAAUAGGCGGGAUGGAUGCAAACUGGAGAGCUGCAAAACGAGUCUGCAUAAGUCUCUCUCACCAACAAGGACAUCUGGUCAGCAUCCUUGACGAAACUAAGCACGAAUUUCUCAUAAGGACUUUCAUGCAGGAUUCCCGUACCGAAUAUCCAUAUAUGUUCCACAUUGGCUUAUCGUACGACAAAGAGAAAGAAACAUAUGUUUGGGAACAGCCAGGGAAGAGUUCCAUUCCGCUCAGCAAUGAGUUCACAAAGUGGGAAUCAGGAUUUCCGGACUUCAAAGGAAACAAUGGCUGCGUUUUAAAUGUGCAAUCAGAAAACCUGUCAUCGCUAAAGUGGCAAAAUGUGGAUUGCACACAUGUGUCGAAGAAAUAUAUAUGCCAAACGAACACUUGCGACACGGAUAACUAUUGCUCGGAUUCUGACUGAUUCG